GUGCGAGCCGUGCCUCCGCAUUCUUACUUUUUUAUUUAUUUUAAAUUUAUCUCCAACAUCCGUUUAUUCUCCCCCCGUGCCAUCCCGAUCGGAGGUCCUCUCACCCCGCCGGGAGGGGAGCAGAGGGAAGCGGGCGGGCAGGGCGAGCCCGCCGCCGCCGUCCCGCGGAAGAAAGACACCCACUGUCAGAGGAAACAACAGUAGCUGCCCGUUGAUGAAAGGACUGCCCAUUUGCUCUGAAGGAAGACACCAUGCUGAAGCACAUUUUUAAGAUGCCUUUCAUUCUGAGCCUCAAAAAAGAUCAUCUAAUAUGAUCCUGAGUUUAAAUUGCAAAGAUGAAUUUGAGGUGAUUGUUUACUUGCUUCUGCUGCCUUGGAGUUAGCUGCAGAGUGAGCACUGGAAAGGCACAGUGCAAGAAAAUAUUCCUGUGCUGCAAUACAGUAUUUCGUACCUGCAUAACCAUUUAAGAGGUAUCAGCUGAGUGAAGAUCACAAGGCUGCUGAGAUGAUUUGACCUGUGAUGGAGGGACGCCUCUGGUAAACUACUGGAGAACAUCAGCACAGGGCACCUGGUGUCUCUGCCCUCACUGAUCCAUGUCAAAGUCCAAAAUGAACCGCACUUGGACAUACAACCUGAGCUUUGGUGCACCUACAGAUCCUGUUGAGCCAAGGGCUGGACUCGCACGAAGUGGGUACACAGUAGUGGCUGUUUUUCUUGGAUUUAUCUUGUUUUUUGGUUUCAUGAAUAACUUGAUUGUCCUCAUCCUCUUCUGCAAGUUUAAAACUCUCCGUAACCCGGUCAACAUGCUCCUCCUGAACAUCAGUAUCAGUGACAUGUUAGUGUGCAUCUCAGGCACUACCCUCAGUUUUGCAUCUAACAUCCAUGGCAAAUGGAUCGGAGGGGAGCAUGGUUGUAGGUGGUAUGGCUUUGUCAACUCCUGCUUUGGCAUUGUGUCCCUGAUCUCCCUGGCUGUCCUGUCCUAUGAACGCUACAGCACUCUCACCCUGUGCAACAAGCGCAGCGCUGACUACCGCAAGGCUUUGCUGGCAGUUGGUGGUUCGUGGAUUUAUUCCCUGGUCUGGACUGUUCCACCUCUGAUCGGCUGGAGCAGUUACGGGGUAGAAGGUGCGGGCACAAGCUGUUCGGUACGUUGGUCCUCGGAGUCAGCUGAGUCCACAUCCUAUAUCAUCUGUCUCUUCAUAUUCUGCUUGGUUAUCCCUGUGAUGGUCAUGAUGUACUGCUACGGCCGCCUCCUGUACGCUGUUAAACAGGUUGGAAAAAUCCACAAGAACGCUGCCCGCAAAAGAGAAUUCCACGUACUGUUCAUGGUGAUCACUACAGUUAUCUGUUAUCUCGUGUGUUGGAUUCCCUAUGGAGUUAUAGCUUUACUUGCAACAUUUGGUAAGCCAGGUGUGGUGACGCCAGUUGCAAGCGUCAUACCUUCCAUCCUGGCAAAAAGCAGCACUGUUUGCAAUCCCAUUAUCUACAUACUUAUGAAUAAGCAGUUUUACAAAUGCUUUCGUCAGCUUUUCCACUGCCAGCGUCCCUCCUCCACUGAUGGAGAGCACACCUGUCACUCCAAGGUAACCGUUAUCCAGCUGAAUCAGAGGACGGAUGGUGGGAACGUGUGCAAUAAUGAACCACGUCCAGAAAAAGACAGUAAAGUGACUUCUCUCCUGCACCCCGAACCAAGCCUGGAGCCAGUUUCAAAAGCUGCAGCACCAAUGUCUUAGGAAAACUGGCCCUGAUGGAAAGUACAAGCCUUAACUGGAGUGUGUUUCAUUUCACUGCCAUAUUACUCAGCUAACCUUGAAAUUAACAAAGGGAGUUGCCAUUUGUGGAAUAGGAAAACUGUCAAGAACAAAAAUUGGGACUCUCAUAAUUUCCUUAAUAACAGUAAAGAUGGCCACAUCACUGCAGGUAUGGUUCAAUAAUGACAAAAUUUUAAGCAUUAUCAUUGAUUUUCCUGUAAAUUAGUUAAUGGAGCACUUAGAAGCGGUAGAGUGUUAGGGAGAUCAACGUCCUCCAGAAUCAAUCUAAAAGGCACGCUGGGCAAUCUAGUUUAGCUUCUUGCCUUUCCUGUCUUGUCCAUCCAGUCAUUGUCUUGUGAUUUCAGAUUAGGUUGCUCAUAAAUAACUUAUUUUUUGAUAGUCCACUCAAGCUUUUGCUCAUGCUAGGCAAUAAUGUUUCAUGGGAGGAAAGACGGUGACUUAACAGGCUAGUUUCUGAGUGGUAACAGCUAAUUUACAGCACAUCUUUGUGUUGAAGUCUAGGGUCAACAAACUGAAAGAUGAGCUUGAACGAUGACUAGAGAUUACCACAUACAGAGGUGUCCUUGGGCUAAAGGCUUACCUGUACUGGUGGAAACGGGAGUGCUCCAGAGACUUCCAGACCCAGUGCACGUGUCAAAUGCUCAAACACUACUCUGGGGAAAACCCAUGGUCAGUGCCAGACUUUUUGUCCUUUAGCACCCCUAACACUACAGACAAAGAGACCAACAGUGCAGUACAACCAUCGCCCCCAUCCCAACCACCUAUGGGUGAGAUCCCUGGGCAUGCAGGAUUACACACUCAGUCUACAUGAACAUGAGGAGGUAGGUCCCUCCGCAGCCCCCAGACUGUCCCUUGGAAAUAUAUGCUCCUGCUGUUUCAUUCAAAAACAGAAGGUAGUAUAGUAUUAUUAAAAAAAGGGGAGAGGGGGAAAAAAAAAAUAAGUCUUUUUGGAAAAUAAGCUGUUUUCUUUGUAUGAACACAGUCCUCACUAAAACAGGGGAAAAAAUGGGUUCAUUUCUGUCUUGUGCAUUAGAGGAUGUGAAUGCCCCUCCACAGGGGACAGCCCUAGUGUUGUAGAGCUAUUACUGCCAUGUAAGUUUACAAAAAACAUUAUUUGGAGCAUCUUUAAAAGAACAGCAACAGUUUAGACCACGAGGACAUUUAAACCAGUCCAUGGAUUAGGAUAUAUCCAGUUUUUAUACUAUUUACUUUCUAAUGCCAUGUCUGGCUUGUUUUUCUUAAGUCCCUAGAAUAGGGCUGCCAACGGAUCUCCCUGGGCUACGAGUCUCAUGUUCCAGCCCAUAUUUUAUAGCAUCACUCUUUCACUCAGUUUCUCUAUUUGCUUGGUAUUAACAUUGCAGUGAGUUACUGACAUCAGUAUCCAGCAAGUAUAAGUGUGCCAAGCUGUCCGUAUUUUCAUCUACCUCACAACUCAGUUUUUCCAUCUUCCCUUCUCUCCUCCAGUUACCUUCACUGAUCUUAACAUUUUUUUGAAACUACCAGUAGCUUUUUGGCACUUACAUGAUCCCCAGAAUAUUUGUUACAUUACAAUUGAAGCUUCAUGCUUUGGAUGCAAUCUCAAAGAUAAAAAAAGGUAUGCACCUGACUGCUUACUGACUUGAUCUUGCUUCCGUUAACCUGUUUUGCUUGCCAGUCUACUCUGAGUCGUCCUACAUUGUUUCCCGUUUGUUAUCUUUACACAGCUCUUUCUGUAUUAGUGCUUCCCAGGUUUCUCUUCUGCGGCUGAAUCUCUUCAUGUUUCCUCCCGCAUGUAUUAACCUGUAGUUUCCAAGUGUCACUUGUUUAGUUCCUUUCCCUGUAUUGCCUGCAGAGUACAUGCCUAUCUACUUAUUUUGGCCAUGUACUUUUCACAUCACUGCCCAAUUCAAUAUUAUCUGCAAAUUUGUUUCACAUCUCAGCACUUCUCCUUGAUCAUCAGCACCGGUAUGAAUGAAAACUACACUGUUUGAUAGCCUGUAGGGUGAAGAAUUUCCAUAUGAUACACUUCAAUAUUUGUCUUUGCUCACAGUCCUUAAGUUAGUUUCCAGUCAAUGCACAAUUACUACUUAUAAAACAGCAGAUUGGCUUACACAUGACCUAAGGAGACAUUAAUGAGCAUGAUGAGAUGGUCAUUGUCCCAGCACUUUAUAGUCUGGACAGAAUUAAUCUUGCUGAGAUGUUCAUGCCCAUCUCUGACCUAGCUGGUCUCAUGCACUCUUUAUAGACAAUGCAGGAGAUGGGCAUUUCUAGGGCACAAUUCAUCUGACUUAUUUUAGAUGCCUACUUUAGGAUGGGAUGAAUUGUUCCCAGUAAGUGUUCCUCUCUAGUGACUAGGCAGAAACUGAAAGUACGAGUCUGGCUCUUGCUAUCAGGCACCUUCUCCUCCACUCUCCUAGGUUAGAAGCUUUUGGAGCUUUGUAAAAAAAUAAUAUAAUUGGCUUUUCCAGGAGCACUGUGAGAAGAAAGGAAAACAAGGUGUAAUUCACCUGACCAAAUGUGCCCACUGGUGCAGUUACCCACACCUGAGAUAGGUAUCACAGGCUCCUUUGCUGUCAGUACAAGAAAGUGGGCACCUUUAGGAAGCCGUACAUGUCUACUCAUCCCAGAGUAGACAUUUAAAACCGGAUCAUACAAGUCAUACCCCAAAAGUUCCUGUUUCUUUCUGUUGACUGUAGAGAAAGCCUGAGCGGCUGCAUCGAUACCUGUACUGCGUAAGUUCUACCUGCACUCCCAGUAUGGGACGAAAAUUUCACAUGUAGAAGGGAACACAGGUCUUAAGAGGUGCCCAUUUUUUGCUCUACUAAGUCUGAGGCUGACUAACACAAAUACGUACCUGCACUGGAGACAGCUAAAGCUAGAUGUCAUGAGUCCUGUUCUCCGACUGACUUAGCCAUGGACCAUAAAAAGAAGUAAAUUUUACGUGCAAUGAUUAAGCUGAGAGGAGAUGGUUGUUGUUUGGUUGGUUUUUUACACUCAUAAGGAUUAAGUUACAGGAAUAGGAGUGAAGGCAGUGAAUUACAAAGUAUUUAGGGAAGGCAAGAGGACAUGCACAGCUUAGGAAAAACUACAAAGUGAAAGGGAAAGCCUAUAGGCUAUCUAUAGCAUGCAAACAUCAAUAAAGGGUGAAGUACUCCUUAGAAAGAAUGCCGAGAGAAGUCCAUGGGGCACAGCACAAAGUCUGCUUUUCAUUAGUGCGCCCUAAAAAAGCUUGUAAAAACUACGUUAACUAGAUUAAUUGGUUUAAUCUAGUAGUAGCAGUAUUAUUACUGUGCCUAGGGAAUCUGGUCAAGAACCCGUUAAACUCCACUACAAACCAGCAGAAAUGUUGCCAUUUGUCUGAGUCAUGACAUUGCCGUGAGAUCUGUGGAGGGGGUCUGGAGGGAAUUGUACGGGCAGUUCAGAGUCCCCUCAGAGCAGGGACAACUCUGAAGUCAGACCAGGUCGCUUGCGGGCCUGUCCAGCCCAGUACUGCAUAACUCCAAGGAUGGGAAUGGAGCUGUUGAAUCUUUCCAGAAGUUUACUGAAGCAUGCGCAACUCAUACUGUAGGCAUGACUCUGAAACCAGCAAGCCCAUGUGAAAACGACCAUCAGACUUGGUCUCUUCCAGAUCUGAUGUUUAACCUUUAAAACUUUUAGAGCUUAAAUAUCCAAUCUAAAUUUCACAGCAAUGAAAAAGUCAGGAUAUCUGGCAUGAUUUUAGCUUUGGCAACUAUGACUGGUGCAACCAUACACUCAAAAUCACAGCUGAAGGUGUUUCUGCAUAGGCCACUCUAAUUCUAAUACCCUUGCUGGAUUUUUGAAAGUCCCAUUUGGAUUACAACUAUGAAAAUGGAAAAAUGGAAAAUAAUUCUGCCUGUGUGCAGAAAAGUUGUUUUAUAGUAGAUCAUUCAAAUCUGUGCUUUAUGAAUGUUUUAUAGGUGAAUGGCAAUGUUCCUGGAUACCACACUGGACAAAAAAAAAAACCAACCAAAACCAAAAGGAUUGUGAGCAUAGAAUAUUCUUUUAAAAAUAUUUUCCCAAAGAAAUGAUGUGGCUGUUAGAGAAACAGUCAGCCUGCAAGUUUGUUAUAACA
Falco peregrinus (peregrine falcon) is the source of this 5844-nucleotide messenger RNA. RefSeq names its product pinopsin-like. Lineage: Eukaryota; Metazoa; Chordata; Aves; Falconiformes; Falconidae. Gene Ontology annotation, biological process: visual perception; G protein-coupled receptor signaling pathway. The record is from RefSeq and is a predicted model, not a curated record. The transcript has 5 exons. Gene Ontology annotation, molecular function: G protein-coupled receptor activity. Gene Ontology annotation, cellular component: membrane; photoreceptor outer segment. The coding region runs from base 594 to 1733 and encodes 379 amino acids.